CUCGAGCCCCUAUUCUCACUUCAGGGUCCUGAGGCACGAUCGAUAACAUCUCAAGGCCCCUUGCUAUUAUACGUGAAUAUCGUAGCAUAUAUGUGCACACCGUAUGGCAUGAUGAACAUGCAGCACUCCUUGAUUUUGGCGGUGAACGUUGCAUUGGGAAUCAGCCAUGCGAGUGCUUGGCCUGAUCCUUAUGGGAGUCGGGUUGACGCGUACACGGUUCGCAAUUUUUGGGGGAAAACAUGGCACCAGAUGAUGCGUCGCUACAUAUCAUUCAUCGGCCGAUUCUUCUCCAGCUUGUUCAGAUUCCAACGUGGUACCCCUUUAUCCUCCUACACGCAACUCUACAUCGGGUUCAUCGUCUCGGGUAUCAUGCAUACCGCCGGUGGUGAUGCCAUGGUGGGGUAUAAGUACCUAGGCGCAUCCUUGCCCUCUUUCCUUGUCCGGCCUUUGGCUAUAACGUUAGAAGAUCUAGUCAUAGCAUCAGCUUCUAAGGCCGGAUUCCAGUCGACGAGGCUUGCCAAGUUCCUAUGA
This is a messenger RNA of Heterobasidion irregulare TC 32-1, 531 nucleotides long. RefSeq lists its product as uncharacterized. NCBI's taxonomy places the organism in Eukaryota, Fungi, Basidiomycota, Agaricomycetes, Russulales, Bondarzewiaceae. The transcript is spliced from 3 exons. The record is from RefSeq and is a predicted model, not a curated record. The annotation marks the transcript as partial.